Schistocerca nitens (vagrant locust) is the source of this 4425-nucleotide messenger RNA. RefSeq lists its product as uncharacterized. Gene Ontology annotation, molecular function: protein binding. Bases 139 to 4425 code for a protein of 1428 amino acids. NCBI's taxonomy places the organism in Eukaryota, Metazoa, Arthropoda, Insecta, Orthoptera, Acrididae. The record is from RefSeq and is a predicted model, not a curated record. The transcript is spliced from 14 exons.
GUUUGAAUUGAGCGGUCUGCACGAAGGUAGUUUUGUAAAUAGUGUACAGUAUUUUGAUUUAACGGGAUGAAUACUUACCAAAGAAUUUUGCUGUAAUAUUCGCCAGUCACACAUGGUGACAUUGUGUCUUUUGUACUCAUGUCGAAAGAGUUCUUGAAUACAACAGACAUUUCUGAUACCUUUGCUGGUGUUCCAAGAAAACAGAAAUUUGUAACAAAUCCAACACCUUCGGCCGUUACCAGAUAUGUAUGCAUUUCAAAAGAAGCAGAUGGUUCAUCCCAUUCUCAACCCUUGGCAUUCUGGGAGAGUGUGAGAAAUAAUGAUCCAGUAGUUACUCAGCAUGUGUGCUCUUUUGAAGAAUCGGGAAGUGAUGUUAGUUCAUCAGUCGCAUCCACCAAUGUGGUGCUGAAAAAACAUGUUGCAGUCAUUCCAGCAGAUGCAAUACCAGCAUUUCCUGGUUUUUGUUCUGCUGAGCGUCUUAAUCAGAAACGAUACAGCCAGCAUGAACAUGUUUCUCACAAACAGCAUCCACCAGCACUCAUCAAGUCAUGCCGAGAACAGCAGAAAUCCACAAGGAUAACUCCACACACAUGGCGUGAGCAGGUACAGAUCAUAAAGAAGGAAGAUGCUAUUGCUGCGGCAGGAGGAGUGAACAGCACUGUAACUGUCUCAACUGUUAAGUUGAAAGACAAUGUAGGUUCAUCUGUCAUCACUAAGUCAGUCAUUUCUGAAGCAGAAGCUCAAAGUACUUUAACAGAAUGUAUCAGUGCUACUAAUCCAGGUGACAUAAUUAUUGAGAAAAAUAUUAUUACCAGUCAAAGAAAUGACAAAGAAUUCCAGGAAUUAGACCAUGGUGAUCUUGAUGUAAAUGAGCCAGAGGUUUUAAGUGCUGAUGGAAACAAUGCUGUAACUGAAAAAUUGGCCUCUAAUAUUAAAGUGAAAAGUGUUGGCUCCAUGCAAAGAGCUUCAACUGAAUUCCAUGAUCUGAAAAAUGCAGAUUCUGAGAAAAAAUGCAAUUCAGAUACUCCAAAAAGAAAGUUAUUUCAUAAUCGAAAUAAAACUAGGGAAUAUAUACUCCAACAGAAACAAAAACGAAAAGAAAGAUUUGCCACUGAACAAAGCAAAAAGAACAUGGAGAAUGAAAUGAAGAAAGUUAAGCUUCAAACGCUGAGGGAAAAAUCCCAAAGAAUUGUUAAAACCAAUGUUAAGAAAUCAUUAUCUAAGAAAAGAAGUCCAGAAAAAAUAAAUAAUUUGGGCCCAGAUACUACUAUUGGCUGUAAUGGGAAAGAAGAUGACUUACAGACACCUGAUGUUGCUAUUACUAUGAAAAGUGUUACUCAGAAAUCAGUUUCAGUAACUAAAUAUAAAGUUAAUGAGUCCAUACCCUCAAGAGAUCGUCUGUCAGCUGAACGUGAGAAUGACAUAGAUAUGGCACACAAUUCUUCUCUGCCUGACAGCAAUGGAGGAAAUUCCAACAAGAGUAGCAGUGUGGAUCGAGAAUUGGAAGGAGACCGGCAGAUAAGAAAUGAACUUGAUUUGAAGAUACGUGCAGUAGCAAAAGCACUCAGUGCAGAGCUAGAAUCCAACAUUUUGCAUUCUAGUUAUGACCUAACAGACAAGGUGACCGAUGAUAGGAACCAUCUGUCACUACAGCGUCCAUUGUAUAGACUUCGUGACACUGUAUGCAAUAGGCAGCCAGUUACUCAUAAUAUGGAAAAUAGCAGAGUGGUGAACACAGACAGUGCAAUAAUAAAUAUCAGUGAUUCACCUCCAACCAAACUUAAACGCUAUGAUCAUAGAAAGCAAAUGAAGUCAUUGGAAAAGAAAAUGGAGUUAGCGAAUCACACAAUCAGUAUGCUAAGAGAAAACAAUUUUAUUAAAUCUGUUGAACGGUCUACCAGAGAACAGGCAGGAAGUGUCAAGGGACCUGAGAAAAUCCUAAAGGAAAACUCCAUUGAAUUGGAGAAAAAAUCUAGGCAAAAAACUGUGGACAGUCCACAGCAGUAUUUUUCCAAGAGAAGUGCUUUUCCUUUUUGCCCUGAGCAGCAUUCUGAAACAACUGAAAAAAGUAGAAAAUUGCUUAAGAAACGAAGAAUUGCCGAGAAAACAAACCACGUUCAAAAUCACUCAGGUACUUCGACACGAACAGCGUUAAACCAUGUUCCACAAAUAAGCAUGAAAUACUCACCACCAACAUCACCUCAUAUUUCAGAAUCUGGUAUUAUUGGAAAGAGAGAGAAUGUACAACCCCAAGUGCGCAAACAUUUGGAUGAAGUAAUUAAUUUGAAUUGUCUACCCUCAUCAUUCAUCAACAAUUUGCAGACAAUAGAAAGAAAUACUCAUGUUACUCCUGUGGAACAAAAAAAAGACCCAGAACGUAAGCAUGAACUUGUUAAAAAUAGACAAACUGCAGAUGAUGAUUAUAACAAAAGGUCAGAUAGAAAAUCACAGCUGCAGACUGAUAUGGUCACUACUCACUCAGAUCCAGUGAAAGAUUGUGAAAUUAAGGUACAAGCUAAUGAGAAAUUGAAGAAAUUGUUGAUGCAACAAGCAUUUGAAAAAGACCAAUAUGCAGCAAAUUCUCCAUUAACACGUGAUGUCACAACCAGAUCUUCAGGUGCUGCUGCGGAGCUAUUCAAGCGUGCUGUUGAACAUGAAAAAAGAGAGAGAGCUGCUACCCGAAUUCAAGCAUUGUAUCGUGGACAUAGCACUAGAAAAAUUACAGAUUCCCUCUUGAUUGGUACCAAGUCAAAGAGUGGUGUCCAGCAAACACAGCUACAGGCAAAACAACAUCAUAACACCACAAAGAAAGAGACCUGGUUCAAAGAAGAUCUUAGUGGAAGCAAAUUGAAUACUGGUGAACCAACAGAUUGGCUUGAACUAGAGCCUGUCAAACCAUGUCCGUACAAUGUCAUGACAGCUGUUAGGCAAAAACUUUUAGCCCUUAAAGUCUCGGAUGCAAAAGUUGAAACAAAAACUGCAAACAUUUGUACAGAUCGGACAUUGGCAGGUGAUAAAAGUGGUAUUGGAGGGAACAAUAAGAGUACUCUAGAUCAAAACAAAGAAGUGUGUACUUCAGGCUUCUGGGUGGAAGAGAAUGCAAUUGUACAAACAAAUACUGUUGCCCCUGCCACAGAAAAUAAGAAAAAAGUGCAGGCAGUACAACUAUGUAGUUCAAAGGAGAAUUCCUUAUCUAAUGCAGAAGGAAGAUCAGGUAAUAGAAAGACAAGUGGAUCAGAUAAAAGCUAUGUCUUUUCUGAAGAAGCAGGUUGGAUUGAAAAUGAAGAGCCAAAGCAAAAAGGAAUUGGAUCUUUACACCUCAGUACAGUAAAUAAAACCAAUAUUACACAGCACUCUAGGAACCAGGGUAAGACACGUGAAUCUUCAGCCAAAUCAUCAAUAGUGGGUAGUGAUAAAGAACACUCACUUACAUGUAGCCUUAAAAAUAACAGUGAAAGUUUAUCAUUACCAGAUGUGCAUCUUGUUAGAAAGCGUAGAAGUUCAGAAAAUGAAACAGUUUCUAUCCCUUCUAAUUCCAAAGAGCCGUAUUUAUCUGGUGUGAAGGAAAGGGAGAAUUCACUGCCAACAAGCAAGGCAGAUUGGAUAGAAGCAUCAGUACAUUUGUCAUCUCCUCAAACAUCAUUUCCCUCUGAAACAAGUAAUAGGACAAGGAAUAAUGAAAGUGAAACACAUUACAAGAAAAACAUAACGGAGACAAAAUCAGAUCAUAGUGCAAAAAACAGCAACAACUCUAAGGAGACAAUGUCGAGCAUAGACAUCUCUGAUGGAGGUCAUGCAGAAAAGUCAUCCAUACAGUGCACUGGAACUCCACUUGAAACUGAAACCAAGAAGACAGGGUCUUCUCAUUCUGGCAGUUCUGCAAAUUGGAGCCACAACAGACACAAAUUUCACAAAGUAUUGGAAUCAGGAAAAAUGAUGCCACCAGAAGCUUUGCAUUUGCAAUUCCAGGCAGAAAUAAAUCUGCUAGAGUCACUUGAAGAAUCUAGGUUACGACUAGCUCAAAUAGAGGGGCUACAUGCUCUUUCUUUAAUACAGCAUCAGAACUGUCCUGUAACUACACGACAAAAGGAUGAACGAGAGCAGCAGGUUCAGGUUACAUCAGAUCAUCAGCAACAGCGUGCCCCAAAACAGGAUAAGAUUGAUGACUUUGAAAAAAACAGAAGAGAAUUCAAUGCAGUUAUUGAAUCCAUGAGGAAAUGUGCUACAUUGUCUGGUGUUGACCCGGAGAUCAUUGAUUGGCUUACAUUUUCAGAUGUAUCAAGUCCAGUGAAGGUGCAUUUUUUGGGACAUGGACUUAGCAAAGGUGACCUCAUCCUGAUGGACAACCACAUCAGAGCUAUCAUCAACCUACUGGCACCCAAGAACCCGAAGCAGCUCAAGUUUGGCUUCCCCCACUCCCAAUAA